AUGGCAGACAGCUCAAACGACGGCAGAAUGGGUAUCACUCUCACAGUAAACAUCUCCAUGACCAAUGUAAGGUCAGGUCAGGGUCUCCCAGGGCCUGAUGUGCCAUCCCUUAACCCUUCCCCUUCCCCCCUCCAUUCCAGCAUCAUCAUCUCGUGGUGGGAAGUGCCGGUAGUUACCAGAGGCCAGUUACCAACGCAACUUAAACCCAUUUACACUAAGACAAAACCCUGCUUUUCCUUCAUUCUGAUUGGCUACUCGUCGACAAGGGCCAGAACAUGCGUAGGUGAGGCCGAAUGCGUAAGGGAAGUCGACCCUCAGAUUCUGUACGGCGGUCGGAAACUCUACCUCGAGGAAAUGGCGAGCAGAAUCUCCUUGGCGUUGGCGCUGCUGGUGGUCGCGCUGGCGGUCGUGGCCUCCGGCAGGAUUCUCGACGGAGUGGACGACCUUAAUGGCUUAGAGGGCGACGACCUGCUGCUGACGGACACGGUGUUCACGGACGAAGACGCCGACGAGAGCGGCAUGCCCUCGGACGUCCCAGCCACCGACAGGGGUUUGAGUGCGUCGUUUGGGAAUAUCGUGUACAGCGUGAUCGGCUUCGUGCUGGGAGGCUCUCUGAUGUUCAUCUCGCUGUUCGACAUCACCAGGAAACCGGUGAUCAUGUUCUUCGACCAAGUUUUCGGCAUGAAGACCAACCGCCGACGUCGGAGGGAAGCUGGCUACGGUCUGGAGUCGAGGGUCGCCGUUGCCUUCGACACCCUGGCGGCGGCGCUCGACAAGAUGGAGACCAUUGCAAAGAUCGCCAACAGCAUGUAG
This is a messenger RNA of Penaeus indicus, 813 nucleotides long. RefSeq lists its product as uncharacterized. The record is from RefSeq and is a predicted model, not a curated record. NCBI's taxonomy places the organism in Eukaryota, Metazoa, Arthropoda, Malacostraca, Decapoda, Penaeidae. The transcript is spliced from 6 exons. The coding region runs from base 1 to 813 and encodes 270 amino acids.